Molecule: messenger RNA, 1051 nt
Organism: Pygocentrus nattereri (red-bellied piranha)
Lineage: Eukaryota; Metazoa; Chordata; Actinopteri; Characiformes; Serrasalmidae
Gene: ufc1
Product: ubiquitin-fold modifier conjugating enzyme 1
Exons: 6
Coding region: 174-677 (167 amino acids)
Biological process (GO): protein K69-linked ufmylation
Cellular component (GO): cytoplasm
Molecular function (GO): UFM1 conjugating enzyme activity
Source: RefSeq, a predicted model, not a curated record
AGUCUGUUAGUUUUCGGUGGUGGCCGUGAUCCUAAAAUAGCUCAGUAUUUCGUCGAAAGUCGUUUUCCAUUUUCCUGGUUUAAAAAUGUCCACUUUUUAACACGACUGCUUGGAUUUAAAGUGCACUCUGACGUCAGUGGGUGACGUGACGUAGCCAAGCUAGUGCUAGCAACAUGGCAGAUGAAGCCACUAGGAAAAUAGUUUCGGAAAUACCGCUAUUGAAAACCAAUUCUGGACCCAGAGACAAAGAGCUAUGGGUGCAGAGACUUCGAGAGGAAUAUCUGGCCCUUAUCAAAUAUGUUGAGAAUAAUAAGGCAGCCGACAACGACUGGUUCCGUCUGGAGUCCAACAAAGAGGGGACGAGGUGGUUUGGAAAAUGCUGGUUCAUCCACGAGCUUCUCAAGUAUGAAUUUGACAUGGAAUUUGAUAUUCCUGUCACAUAUCCAGCUACAGCACCUGAAGUAGCAAUUCCUGAACUAGAUGGGAAGACGGCCAAAAUGUACAGGGGUGGUAAGAUCUGCUUGACGGAUCACUUCAAACCACUUUGGGCCAGAAACGUGCCAAAAUUUGGCUUGGCUCAUCUCAUGGCCCUAGGGCUUGGACCUUGGCUUGCUGUGGAGAUACCUGACCUCAUCUCUAAGGGCUUAAUACAACACAAAGACCAGCAGAGCAGUUGAAAAGGGAUCCCACACUUUGCCUAAAAGUUAAAAGAAAAAAAAAACAGUGUUCUUAACAUGCUAGCCCCAAACCACCUAAGGGGCCGCCUUAAAGGCAUUUCCUCUUUCUGUUGACAAGGACUCGUGCAAAUGAUGUCUUCAGAUAUGCCCCCCACACAUACUGUACGGCUUACUGUGCGGUUGGUCUGAGCAUAUAAGGCUUGUAGGAGCAGUUGUGGAAUAUAAUUUGUCAUCAGUAAAGAAUCUGUGCGUCCGAUUAUGGGACCAUAAUCUAAGCACUUUUCUGUUGAAAAUGUAUAGCAUCUAUUAAUUUAUAUGUGUCAUUAUCAUCUCUAAAAUGCUGACAACAGAUUAAACAACUCACGCAGUCAUAA